CUGGAGAAGGUGCGGCUUGUCAAGGUGUUUGCGGCUCCGAGUCUUUCUUGUCAAACUUGUCGCUGAUCAAACACAGCUCCUGUUUGCUCCUGGCAAACUUAACGGACAGAAAGACAGACCUGAAACAACCCCAGUUCCCCUUGUGGUGGUUGUCACACAGCACCCAUGGGAGUUAAGUUAGAGAAGUCGCUCUUUAAUCCGGGACCUUUAACAGCGGCUGUAUUGUUUGGCUGAGAUAGAUGCCGCUGGGCGCAUUAGCAGCAGUCAAGCGGAUCACGUCGCUUUUGUGUGUGUACACAGCUCGCAGACCAAAAGAAGUUGUUAAUUGAGGACAUGGUUCAUUCUUGACCCUGGAAAGAGAAGUUGAGAAAACAAACUCACCACAAGGAGUAUGGAACAGAUGGUUGAGGUCUAGCCACCGCGGUGUCGGCACCUGGUGAGCAGAGCCAGCCCGGGGCCAGAGAAGGAGGAACUGUAGCUGUCAACUGUCUGACACGACCCUCUGUAUAAACCUCCACCACCUAGGCUGAACACACACACACAAGCACACACACAAAAACCUGCGGGCAAGAGUCAGACGCAGCCAGGCGCCAAAACAAACUGAGACAGAAUAAGAUUGGUUUGCCUCAGAUUGUUUUAUCUUUUUGCAUCAUCUCCGUAUCAGAGAGGCGAGACGGAGCCACACGCUGCAGAAGAGAUCGAUGACACAGAGGGGAAAAACAGAAAUGUAGCCGACGUGAUGGGAGAGGCUGUCGAAUGAGUGGUAGGAGACCGAAAAGGAGAUACUGAGGAAAUGACAAGGCAAAGAAACGAUAACGCGGACAGAUAAACAAAAGUCUAAGGGUCCUGAAGCAGCUGCUGUUUAUAUCUUCUUUCUGUAUCUGACAGACGGUGACAAGAUGCUCGUAGACAAGUGCACUGAUUAGAGAAAUAGAGAAGAGGUCACUGAAAGAGGAAAAGUGCCCCGCAGCCAGGAGGAGGUGGAAGUGAAGGCCCGAGUUUAAGGGAGGAGAAGAGAAAAGCUUUUCCGAUCUUUCCGACUUUGCUGACAGCCCACAUUUCUGAGCUAAGCUCUGGCGGUAUGAACCAUGAGUCCAAUAAAUCACCAUCAAUAGGAAUGAUCUCCACAGCAACGCGCACCACGGCUACUGUCAGUCCCCUCAGCCCACUAACCAAUGGGAACGCAGUUGCCCAAUCUGCAAACUCUGGAUUUGCUGCUGCCCUGCGUAAACUGGCCAAACAGGCCGAGGAUCCCAGAGGUUCUGCCCUCAGCGGUGAGUCGUCUCCUGUCUCUUCACCCGCCACCAGCCACAGCUCACCAGUCACCACCCCUAAGCGGGGCUCAUUAGGGACCCUCCUGGGCCAGUCCAGGGGCCACGGUGUCCCCAGCACCCCUCCGGUAGUCACCAUUGCGCCCACCAAGACCAGCAACGGCCUUUGGAGGGCCGACGGACGACAGGUUGAACCAGGCGUUCAGGGACUCAGUAGGGAGCGGCUGGGUGCUGAGAACACCCAGUCGCAGCAGGAUAAGAGGACUCCCCCCAUCCCUUCACCUCAUCCCCUAGCUCACACCUUCGGCCUCACCCCCAGCUCCGUCAUGCAAGACCCUCGAAUACAGAGCCUGAGUUUGCCUGGGCAGAUGCAUCCUGUGGUGCCCUCGGGUGCCGUCCCAGAGGAGUACCUGAGAGCGCUCCGGCCCUUUGCCGCCUCAGAUGACCUCCGACUGACCUCUUUGCCCAUGAGUCUUGACCCCGCUGCUGCUGCCCAUGCUGCUGCCGCUGCUGCUUACUAUCACCCUGCCUACCUGCACCACCCUCUUGCUUUACCCAGGAUGGAGGAGUCUCUGUGUCUUUCUGCACUGCGCUCACAGUUUUACUCAGUGCCUGCGGGAGGCGCCUUCCCUCCUCUCCAUCCCUCUGCCCUCCACUUGCACCUGCCUGGAGCCCGCUACCCUGGAGAACUAAACCACACAGCACUAGCCGAGAGGCUACAGAUGGAGAACGAGCUCCGCCAGCGAGAGAGAGAGCAAGAGCGUGAACGAGAGAAAGAAAGGGAGCGCGAGGCAGGGCUGGAACGAGAGCGAGAGCGGGAGCGGGAAAGAGAGAGGGAGGAGGAGAGAGAGAGAGAGCGGGAGAGGGAGCUGGACAGACAGAAGGAGAGGCAGAGGGAGAGACAGCAGCAGAUGGUCAGAGCGGCGGAGAGCCACUACCUGGCUGAACUGCAGGCUCGGAGGGCAGCACCGGAGGAUAGGGCCAGGCCAGGGGAGAGGCUGACCCCGAACAGACUUGAUAAACCCAAGGAGUCAGAGCACCCAGGUUUCCCAGCCCCUAAACCCCUGCCCCUGCAGCCUGGCCAUCACUCCUCCAGGGGCUCUAUCCCACACCCUGUGCCCAGCCUGGUGCCCUCUCACCUGGGGAAGCAUCAUGCUGCAGCUACAGGGGGGAUCCAUGGAGCUCUGGCAGCUGCCAUGAUGACUCAGAGGACCAGUGAGGAGGCGUGGUUAUCACGGCAGCGAGGCCAAGGACAGGAGAGGGAGGGUCCCAUGGAGUUGGGCCUCAGGUCCCCUGGGAAAGGGGUGGAGCCACGGAGAGACAGCCACAGAACCAAUUCCAUCCACCACAACCCAGGCAGCAAAGACAUGCCCCCCUGCCUUGGUGCUCCACCUCCUCUUAUCUCCCCUAAAGGUCCCCAUCACCCUCCUGCUCCCCCGACUACACUGUGGAACCCGGCCUCCCUUGUCGACACCCCUGCAGAUUCCCGUCGAAAAUUAAACCCUCCUACGCCGCCAAGUCGACCGCCUCCGGGACUGACCAGAGCAGACAGACCCCACCUGACCUGGGGGGAGAAGAUGGAAGAAGGAGGCAGGAGGAGAGCAGAAGGCCCAGAGAGGUACCCCUCACUGAGAGGAGCUAGUUUACAGGAGGCAGGCUUCUGGAACAAGGCUGAGCAGGACAGGGCCAUCCAGAGCCUCUAUCACCGCCAUCACAUCAAUAACCUCCACCAGAGACCCCACGUGCCUCUGUCUAUCCCUGGUAAUUGCACUGACGUUGGGGGGAGAUGCCAGACUGCCUCUCCGUCUCCAGUGAGGGAGCGAGAGAGUCAGGCACCCGACAGCAUGCUGGUGUAUGACGAAGUUCUCCAGCAGCACCGUCGACUGCUCAGCAAGCUGGACCUGGAGGAGAAGAGGAGGAGGGAGGCCAUGGAGGGAGGUUAUUACUAUGACCUGAACGAGUCAUAUGAUGAGAGCGACGAGGAGGAGGUGAAAGCCCAUUUGAGGAGGGUGACAGAACAGCCCCCACUCAAACUGGACACAUCCUCCGAGAAAGUGGAUUUUCUGCGCAUGUGUGGCCUCAGCACGCUGGCCCAUCGCGAUGAGCUUCUGGCGCGGAAGAGGAGGAAAAGGAGGAGGAUGAUGAGAGAGCGCAGCCCCUCUCCGUUGGCUGAACGGGGCAAGAAAAAGGCUUCUUCACCUUUAACACCUACAGCUCCCUUAACUACCCCAUACACUGCUGAGCAGAUGGACAGAGCCCCCGAACUGGAGGAGAAAAAAGACUUCCUCCUUAUGUUCAAUCUCUCCCAUGUCAGCCCACAGCAGAGGAGAGAUAAGGAGAGGACAGAAGAGCUACUGAGGGCCAUUCAGAGGAAGACUGUGACGUUGGACACACUCAGAUAUAAUUCUUUACCUCCAUGUAGCAGUCCUCCUGCUCCCUCAACUGGUGACUCCUCAUCAGCCCCUCUGCCGUGUCAAUCAAACGGACAUCUUUACCCAGACUCUCCUAGCCCUUCCCCUCCAUACUUACACAAACCUAAACAUCUCCUCCACAAUGACACGUUCAAGCCCUCCAUGGACUCCCAGGUGGCCCGCAUCCCUCCACCCUUGGCUCCCCAUCAUGAGAGAGCUGGAUUCAUGGAGACUCAGCCAAACAGGAAGAUCCAGGGCCUCCAGAAUGGCGUUGUUGCUUCUCCUCAGAAAAAGGAGCCCAGUCCGGUGCAGAAUGGACGAAAUCGGCCCUGUGAGAGAUUCACACCCGAGGCCUUUGCUCAGCACUUCCACCAGGCCGUGCUGCAGUCCACACAUAACACACUGCAGAACAAAGGAGUCUCAAAUUGUGUCCCGGAGGCUGGCAUGAAGGCUGACCACUCUCUGCCUCACAACAUCUCUCCACUGAAAAGUUUGAAUCAUAACUACGCCCCUCAGCAUGCACACAUCAACGGUCAUCACUUCCAUUCCUCUCUAGCCAGCCGGGACACUCCAGCACCACGGGAAAACCUGUCUGAUGACAAGGAUGAAGACGAGUCUGGGCAGGAGGACGAGGAUGAGGAGGAGGAGGAGGUGGAAGAGGCUCCAAAGAAGUGGCAGGGUAUUGAAGCAAUUUUUGAGGCCUACCAGGAGUACGUUGAUGAAUGGAGUUUAGAGAGGCAGGUUCUUCACAGUCAGUGUAAAAGACUUGAAGCACAGAACUACAACCUGACCAGAACUGCAGAGCAGCUCUCUCUCACUAUGGGGGAGCUGGUGAGUCAGAGGCAGAAAGUGAGAGAGGAGAGAGAGAGACUGCAGGCCCAGCUCGAGCACUUCAGGAGGUGUUUAACACUACCUAACAUUCACUGGGGCAGGGGGCACACGCCCAGGUGACCUCUGACGCUCUCUGAUGGAUUCACCUCUGACAGCGAAGGAACAGUAACAAGAACAAGACAGACUGCAGCCAGACCACUCUGCACUUAAAGCACUUGAAGGAGCCAAUCCUUUUCUUGUUACCUUGCUGGUCAAUCAGUUAUGUUACCCGACUGGUUCCAGAGUCAGUUGAUUAUCUGCCAUGUUUGCCAUGGUAACCGUAAUCCGUGGUGACCAUGUAGUCUGGGCAUUCCCACUCUUUCUCAUUCUGCCCAUGGAUUGUAACACUGUGGAGGUGAAACAGCAUCUUUGUCGGAGUAAUGCUAACCAUUCAUGCGAGUCCCUGAGUUGGCUUUAAGGACUUUCCACCAUUUAGCUCAUGUCAUAUCAAUUUUUACAUCAACCGUAUUGAUCCACACUAAUGAGAUCUAUCAUUUGGCACAAAUCUGUAGCCUCUCUGGACAGAAAUGAGAAGAGAUCAGGCGUGCCGUGGUCACUUGGAUAAUACUCAGAGAAAGAAAAUUGAGUAAAGGAAUCAAAGCACACCUCAGGCCUUAAACUUGAUAGGAUGCACUUGAAAUGGAAUUUGAGGGAAUACUUGACUGUCCUCUGUGUGGUUUAAUGUUGUAGUGUCUACUGAGUACUGUAUCUGACAAAUGAAGCAGUUUGUGUGCUACAGAGGAUAGGAAACAUCUAAAAGAUAUUAUCUAUAUAAUGGCAAAUGGUAUCAACAAAGUUUUUUGAGUUUUAAUAAAUUUUCCAUCAGUAAUGUCAGUUGUGAUAGAUGAAGAGAUUUGUAUGUUUUUAUUGUUUUAACCAUUUUGUGUGGGAAGCCAUAUGUUUUGUUUGAAUCGCUGCUGGUCAGAAUAAAAAAUAUUUAGAAAAUGAAGGAUUUUGGGACAGUAUUUGAAAAAUGUUACGUGAUGUCAAAAUGUUUGGAAGUGGACAAAGGUUAAUUGAGGAUAGAAGACAACAUGGCAAAUCACAAGAUCAUAAAGCUGUUGUCACCAUUGUAUGAUGGUUUAUCUCAUACCAUGAAUUCCUCCACAUGCCUAUAAAUGUUGAUCAAACUUGAAGAGAAUAAAAGUUGUAAUUUCUGAAGGCCUUUUGCAACAAUCUACAUAUGUUGUUAGAUAAUUGGCAUCACUUGAGUGAGACUUAAAAGAUUCUUAUGGCAUAUUUUUUAAAAUUAUUCAAAAUUAUUCAGUUCUGUCUCAGAAUAAUGACAAAUCUAACAAUAUUGUUUCACUUGAUACUCUUAGAGUACUUGAAAUUCUCUACUUAUGUCACCCAAAAACAAGUAGUUUUUGGGUGACAUAAACAUCAGAAUGACAUUGUCUCUUGGUGGAUAAUAAUAAAAUAUACUGUCUCUGGUCUUUUGAUGAGAUUUAUUUUUGUUCAAGCCAGAUAAAACAAUGUCACAAAUUCAUAAUUUCUGCCUCUUUUCCUCUGAACAUUAAAAUCCCAGGAUCCCCCGUCUACAAGCUACAGUAGCAAUCUCCCCAAAUCACCUGUGUCACCUGUUCAGUCUCCUCUACAAACUUGCUGUGAAAUCCUACAUAUUUGUUUCAAUCAGUUGUUAUGUAAUGUAUUAUUUGGGCUGUAUAAUUGCGAUGAAUUAUUUAUUAACAUAUUGCUGUACAUUCUGAUGGAAAUUUACAUUAAAAUAUUUGUAAAAUGU
Messenger RNA from Thunnus maccoyii (southern bluefin tuna), 6293 nucleotides. Its product is annotated as genetic suppressor element 1-like. The transcript has 18 exons. The coding region runs from base 1082 to 4633 and encodes 1183 amino acids. The record is from RefSeq and is a predicted model, not a curated record. NCBI's taxonomy places the organism in Eukaryota, Metazoa, Chordata, Actinopteri, Scombriformes, Scombridae.